AGUAGUGUAGCGUAAAGACAAAUAUUAUGGUCUCAUGAAUCAAAACACGAUAAAUUAUUGAAAGAAAUCGCCAGUGCUAUUAAGCAGACAUUUUUACAUUACUAGACCCUGUGAAUUGAACAAAAUGUGGAGCUGCAUCGUGACUAUUUUAUUAUUGGCGAGUGUUGGACUGUGCGAAAGUGGAGAGUUGACAAGAGCAUUUGGAGACACUACUGAAUGUCAAUCUUACAGUCCUUCCAAUUGUACUGGAAAAACGACUGCCGAUUGUUUUGGUACCGAGUACUGCGCAGAGCCUGGUCCUGAACGACAAAAUCACUGCUUUAAUCUUUGGGAAUAUGACUCCAAUACCGGAGAAACAUCAGUUAUGAUGAAGGGGUGCUUUGGAACUAAUCCUGACUGCGUAAACAAGCCGUUUCAUUGCACACAGAGAAUGAAAGGAGAAAAUAGGCGGUUGUUUUUCUGCUGUUGCAAUGGAAAUAAUUGCAAUACGAAUUUAAGCUACUUGUCAUAUUUAGAACAAGAAAAAGAUAGCUUUUUGAAAAACAAAGCUAAAGAUCACGAAGAAAUUGAAUAUUUGCCUGAAGCGUUCGUCAUUACGAAUCCGAUGUUGCUUAUAAUUAUAUUCGGAACGCUCGUCAUCUCGUUAUUUUUUUCAUCGGUCUGCUGUUAUUUUUGCUACAAAAAUAUAAAAGAAGAAAAAGUAGUCACUUUAAAAGAAGCUCACAGAGGUUCAAUGAGGCCUACUUAUAUACCUGGCAACAUCGAAUUUCACGAAUUGAAAGAUCAGGGUCGUUUUGGAAAGGUGUGGCGUGGAACAUGGAAUUCUGUUGAAGUUGCCAUUAAAGUAUUCCAAAUGAAAGAUCGUGAAUCAUGGAUACACGAAGCUUCGACACUAGAUAUAAAAGGCAUCAAGCAUCCUAACAUUUUAAAUGUUAUAUGCUCUGAAAUUAAAGGAAGUGGUCCAGAUCAGCAGUUUUGGAUGAUCUCGGAUUUUCAUUAUAGAGGCUCGCUUUACGAUUACAUGCAAACGGACGUUUUCACUUGGACAGAAACUUUUAAAAUUGCAUUGACUUUUUUCAGAGGUCUGCAGCAUUUACACGAACAAAAAAAUAUCGAUCCUUCUUGCUUCAAACCGUCUAUCGCUCACGGGGACAUAAAGCCGAAAAAUAUUUUACUCAAAGCAGAUACUUCUGUUUGUAUCGCUGACUUUGGUUCGGCUCAAGUUUUUUUCAAAGAUGGUCCAAUGGAAAAGCCAUUUGGUCGGAAGGGCACUUCACGCUACAUGUCUCCUGAAAUGCUCGAAGGUGCCGUGGUUUUUACUAGGCAAUCAUUUUUGAGCAUGGAUAUGUAUGCAAGCGGUCUUGUGCUGUGGGAAGUCUUGACACGAAGUGCCAGUGCUAAUGAACAUGUUCCUCAAUACAUGGCACCCUACGAAGACCUGCUCGGAUCGCGCCCCACACUCAUCCAAUUGCGGGAUUGCGUAGUAGGAAAAAACUUGAGACCACACAUACCUUAUUCGUGGCGCAAAUCUCCCGGCUACGCUAUAAUGUGUAAUAUAAUGGAAGAAUGCUGGGACAAAGAUGCAGACGCACGAAUUACUGCAUCUUGUGCCUAUAACAGAUUAGAUGCAAUGACAAAUAAAACGAAGAGCGCAAGUCAAUUGUAAAUUGUUUAGUUUAAGGUUCAAUCCUCAUAUAGUUCAGCUUAUUGAACUACACUGUACAGAUGGUAAAAUAUGUUAAUUCGUGACGUAAAAAUUUACGCAACGUCAAUCUAGUCAAAAGUAUGUGAUAAUAAUUUGCAUCAAAAAGCAUAUACGAUUUAUCCAUAUUAUUUCGAAGAAAGAAAAAAAGAAGUAUCGAUUCGUUCUCCAACGAUCCGAAGAUUUUAUUGUCGAAUCAUUAACGGCGUGAUUUGCACAGUGAAAGUCGGCGGCGAUCUACACACGCGGAAGUAAGGAAAAAAACGAAACUACAGGAAGUAGUAUUUAGAGAGCCAAAGAAAGAGAGACAGAGAGAACACAACAACGUGCUGUUCCCGCUGCUGCAGUCUCUAUAUACACGUGGUGGCAUGCGCAAAAUCUCUCUCUGGCGCGCGCCGUUGUGCUGCUGUGCAUCCUUCCUCGUUUUCGCAACGGCAUUCCAUCAUCGACGCGCGCGAGAUUGACCCUACUGCACAGCGCCAGACUGCGCUGCACAACCAACACACGGUCGUCGUCGGGGGCUACCCACCGCGCGACGUUUCGGAGUGGCAUCUUCGACGCGCACGCGUCGUCUACUAGUGUGCAUUCAACGUUGUACGUAUAGCGACGUCGACGCUGCUGCAGCAGCAGCAGUACAACUCUGUCCACGCGCUCCGCGUCUAUAUAUAUACGUGUACGUAUAUUUAUAAUGUGUUGUAUGUAAACACAAACACUUGUAUUGAUAGUUUACACCGUUAAACAUGUAAUCGUCGAGCUGUCAAAUACGUUUUUGUAUUUGAAAACAAGAAAACUGUAAAUAAAAAUAUAGAAAUACUUCACCGCAUCAAA
Trichogramma pretiosum is the source of this 2530-nucleotide messenger RNA. RefSeq names its product activin receptor type-2A-like. Lineage: Eukaryota; Metazoa; Arthropoda; Insecta; Hymenoptera; Trichogrammatidae. The coding region runs from base 125 to 1666 and encodes 513 amino acids. Gene Ontology annotation, cellular component: plasma membrane; activin receptor complex. The record is from RefSeq and is a predicted model, not a curated record. Gene Ontology annotation, biological process: protein phosphorylation; activin receptor signaling pathway; cellular response to growth factor stimulus. Gene Ontology annotation, molecular function: activin receptor activity; activin binding; ATP binding. The transcript has 6 exons.